GACUCAAAAGACCGCAAAUUUAUUUAAAUUGUUUUUGAUUUGCAAAUAAACAAAUUAAAAUCGAUUUAAUAAGUCAAUUAUUUGUGAUAUUAAACAGUUUAAGUUAUGACUGGUGACAGUGAAAUGCGUAACAGUAGUACAAGCGAAUUAAAUGGCAUCAUCGAUGUGGAACAUUAUCGAAAAUUGGUGAAGCAAUUCAUUGAUAUGAGACGCUACCAGUCGGCACUCUUUUGGGCGGAAAAGGUUUGUUGUCUCAGUCAAAAUGAUCCCAAGGAUGUGUACUGUCAGGCACAGUGUAUGUUUUUGUUGAAGGAAUAUCAUCGUGCUGCCCAUACCAUACGGUUGCACAAGUUAGAAAAGUCUCAUAUUCCCUGUUACAAUUUGCUGUUGGAAGCUCUGUACGAGGCAAAGGAAUUUAAUGAGGCCAUUGUUGUUAUUAAUACGGUGGAUAUAGAAUAUUUGGCUUCUUCACUAAUAAAUCAGCCUUUGGAUGGUGGUGGCAUGGAAGCACCCACUAUGUUGUUUGGUGAAGACAGUGUAAAAAAUGAAAUUUUAGCUUCUAUAAGCUUUUUAAAAGGCAAAAUAUAUGAAGCCAUGGAUAACCGUGGCUUAGCUAUGGACUAUUAUGUGCAGGCUUUACACAAAUCGGUUUAUUGCUUUGAGGCCUUGGAUGCAUUGGUGCAACAUGAAAUGUUAAUGGGUUGGGAAGAAAAAGAAUUGAUGCAACACUUACCUCUCGAACACCAAUCAUCAGAGUCCGAUGCCAAGUUAAUAACCAAAUUAUAUGAAACACAAUUGAAGAAAUAUUAUGAAUCAAUAGGACCACACACCAAUGCCGAAGAAACACCCAUAGGAAAUGUUGGCACGUUUAAGUCGAUCAAAGAGUUAACUGAAAAGAUACAAAGUACUCGUGCCUCGGAUGCCAGUAUUCAUAAAAAGGGCUUACCCAAAAUUAUAACACCCAAACAAACUCAAAUUAUGUCACCAGCCAAUAAAGUUUUGGAAGAUUUAAAAAUACCACCCUUCUCCUUGCAAGUGAGUUUAACACGGGCCUCCUCCCUAAUCAAUGAUUCUCAACGUUCUCAUAUGGAGACACCGGGUAAAAAUCGUAGUAAAGAUGCCGUUGAUACUUCAAAUGCAUUGGCUUUAUCGUCUUGUAUGACUCGCAUAGAGAAGAGUACUGAUGUGAUGGCUGCCGAAGCGGAAAAACUCUUCUAUGAUUGUGAAUACAAAAAGAGUUUUAAAAUUUUAAAUGAGUUGCUUAAAAUAGAUCCAUAUCAUAAUGCCGCUCUAACACUACAAAUCGGUUGUUUGGUAGAAUUUGCGGAUUCCAAUAAACUUUUCUAUGUAGCUCAUAAACUAGUAGAUCGUUAUCCUGAUAAGGCCAUUUCCUGGUAUGCGGUGGGCUGUUAUUACGAUCUUAUAGGCAAAAGUGAUCCGGCUAGACGUUAUUUGUCAAAAGCAACAUCUUUAGAUCGUUUAUAUGGUCCUGCCUGGUUGGCGUAUGGCCAUUCUUUUGCAAAAGAAAAUGAACAUGAUCAGGCCAUGGCUGCUUAUUUUAAAGCCACACAACUAAUGCGUGGCUGUCAUUUACCCCUGCUGUAUAUUGGUGUUGAAUGUGGUUUAACGAAAAACUUGGAACUGGCAGAGAAAUUCUUUUAUCAAGCCAUGUCCAUAGCACCUUUAGAUGUAUUUGUAUUGCAUGAGUUGGGUGUUAUAAAAUAUGAAUAUGAGUAUUAUGAAAGUGCCGAAGAAGUUUUUCGCACGACUGCUGAUAUUGUUAAAACUCGAGCUCAAAAAAAUAGAGAAGAGGUGUCAUCUAGAUGGGAACCUUUAUUUAAUAAUUUGGGCCACUGUUGUCGUAAAAAUAAGAAAUAUAAAGAAGCCUUGGAGUUCCAUCAAUAUGCUUUACUACUAAAACCACAAACUCCACAAACCUAUACUGCUAUUGGUUUCGUUUAUGCCCUUAUGGACAAUUUGGAAGAGGCCAUUACAUAUUUCCACAAAAGUUUGGCCUUAAAUCGUGACUGUAUUGUUACCUCCACCAUUCUAAAAACCUGCAUAGAAGAUUUCAUGGACGAGGAGUCUGUACUUGAUGACAUAUAUGGCAAAUCAUCGUGGAAUAGUAGUAGCAGUUCAUCUUAUCCUACCACAAAAUAUCCCAAUUUAUUCCCACCCAUUGAAGAGGAAGAAUCAGCCACAAUGAAAUACACUGGUAUGAAGUUGAAAUUCGACGAUGAAGAUAUUUCAGCGAAUUCAGAUGAUAUUGAUCCAAAUCUUAUUAUGGCCAUGAACAUGGAUAUUUAGAAAGGCGCUAGUGAUGUUAAUGUGUAGGAGGUAAAGAAACCCGAAGGAAGAUAUGCCAUGGGUCAACGUGAUGGAUUUUCACCUAUGGAUGUGGAAAAAGUCAAUCGUAUGUAUAGAUGUAAAGCAAAUCCCAAACCAGAAGAGCCCCCUAUAGAACUACCCAAACGAGUACAAUCG
Messenger RNA from Calliphora vicina (urban bluebottle blowfly), 2484 nucleotides. It is a transcript of the gene Cdc16, whose product is annotated as cell division cycle protein 16. Bases 106 to 2307 code for a protein of 733 amino acids. NCBI's taxonomy places the organism in Eukaryota, Metazoa, Arthropoda, Insecta, Diptera, Calliphoridae. Gene Ontology annotation, cellular component: anaphase-promoting complex; cytoplasm. Gene Ontology annotation, biological process: cell division; anaphase-promoting complex-dependent catabolic process; positive regulation of mitotic metaphase/anaphase transition. Gene Ontology annotation, molecular function: protein binding. The transcript is spliced from 10 exons. The record is from RefSeq and is a predicted model, not a curated record.